Molecule: messenger RNA, 585 nt
Organism: Eurypyga helias (sunbittern)
Lineage: Eukaryota; Metazoa; Chordata; Aves; Eurypygiformes; Eurypygidae
Gene: PTTG1
Product: pituitary tumor-transforming 1
Exons: 5
Coding region: 1-585 (194 amino acids)
Biological process (GO): chromosome organization
Cellular component (GO): cytoplasm; nucleus
Source: RefSeq, a predicted model, not a curated record
AUGGCAACACUAAUCUUUAUUGAUAAGGAGAAUGGUGAAGUUGGUGCUACUAAGAAUCAGCUAAGACUCCCUUCUGGAUCUUCAAAAGUCUUAUCUGAAAGAACACAAGUUAACACUCCGCUUGCUAAAAAAACAAUCAGUACACCUCCUGUCACAUCUCGCUCUGUCAGAAAGGCUCUUGGAAAUGUGAAUAGAACUGGAAGACUCGCAAGCAACACAGAAAAGAUAAGACAGAAAAAUCAACCUUGCACUGUAAACAAAGUUACUGAAAAGAUUGCAGGAUUAGAAAUCUGCAAUGAAGUGGCUGAAGAAGACUGGCCAGAAAUAGAGAAUAUGUUUCCUUUUGAUCCUCAAGACUUUGAGAGUUUUGAUCUUCCUGAAGAGCAUACAAUAAGCAAUAUCAACCUGCAUGGUGUUCCCCUCAUGGUCUUUGAAAGAACAUAUGACACGUGUGUGAACAUGGUUCCUUCACCUGUGAAGAUUGAAGAGGUUUCGUGGGAGUCUAACUUGCUACAAUCAAGUGCUGACUUCCUUGCUUCCCUGGAUGAGAUCAUUGGCAUGCCACCUCUGAAUUAUGACAUCUAA